AUGUCUACAAAUAAUCCUACUCCAGGUCAAGCUACAACAGGCGAGCAGAAUGUGGAAGAUGGGCCAUCUUUAAAUAAUUCGUUCUCGAUAAAUGAGAAAACAGAUGCCCAGACAAUACCCAUUACGCAGGGAUCAUCCGUACCAAGAAGUCAAGGUACUUCAAAUAGUUUCACUACCAAAGAAGAUCAAAUGUCUGAGUUACAAAAGGAAGCUGAUUCUCAGCUGGAAUCAAAACCAAGAAAAGAUUUAUUCUUUGUUUGUCUCUGUUGUAUCAUGGUGUCUUUUGGUGGUUUCAUCUUUGGUUGGGAUACCGGUACAAUCUCUGGUUUCAUUCGUCAAACCGAUUUUAUAAGACGAUUCGGUCAAACAAGAGCCAAUGGAACUCAUUACUUGAGUACAGUGAGAACUGGACUAAUAGUAUCUAUCUUUAAUAUUGGUGCCGCAAUAGGAGGUAUUACUUUAUCAAAAACUGGUGAUAUGUGGGGACGUAGAUUAGGAUUAAUCACAGUGAUUGGUAUAUAUAUCGUCGGUAUUCUUAUCCAGAUUACAUCAUUCAAUAAAUGGUACCAAUAUUUUAUUGGAAGAAUUAUUUCCGGAUUGGGUGUAGGUGGUAUCACUGUCCUUGCACCUAUGUUGAUUUCAGAAGUUGCUCCCAAAAAACUGAGAGGAACUAUGGUUUCAUGCUACCAAUUGAUGAUUACAUUAGGUAUUUUCUUAGGUUACUGUACCAAUUUUGGUACCAAGAAUUAUUCUAACUCUGUUCAAUGGAGAGUUCCGCUAGGGUUAUGUUUUGCUUGGGCGUUAUUCAUGAUUAGUGGUAUGACUUUGGUUCCUGAAUCUCCACGUUAUCUAGUAGAAGUGGGAAAAAUUGCAGAAGCAAGAAGAGGUUUGGCAAGGGUUAACAAAGUUUCAGAAGAUUCUCCACUAGUUCAAUUAGAAUUGGAAAAGUAUGAAUCUUCAGUUGAAGCAGAAAGAUUGGCCGGAAACGCCUCAUGGGGGGAAUUGGUUACUGGUAAACCUGCCAUGUUAAGGAGAACCAUUAUGGGUAUGAUGAUUCAAUCAUUACAACAAUUAACUGGUGCUAAUUACUUUUUCUACUAUGGUACUACAAUUUUCCAAGCAGUUGGAUUAAGUGACUCUUUCGAAACUGCAAUAGUAUUAGGUGUGGUUAAUUUUGUUUCCACUUUUUUUGCUUUAUAUUUUGUAGAUCAUUAUGGUCGUCGUUUAUGUUUGCUAUGGGGUUGUGUUGGUAUGGUGUGCUGUUACGUUGUAUACGCCUCAGUCGGUGUUACAAGAUUACAUCCAAAUGGUAUGAAUAAUCCAACUUCAAAGGGUGCUGGUAACUGUAUGAUUGUUUUUGCUUGUUUCUUUAUCUUCUGUUUUGCAACAACCUGGGCUCCAAUCGCCUAUGUUGUUACGUCAGAGACUUAUCCCUUAAGAGUGAGAGGUAAAGCAAUGUCUAUAGCUUCAGCCUGUAAUUGGAUUUGGGGGUUCUUAAUCUCUUUCUUUACCCCGUUUAUCACCAGUGCCAUCAAUUUUUCUUAUGGAUAUGUGUUUAUGGGGUGCAUGGUGUUUGCCUUCUUCUUCGUUUUCUUCUUUGUUCCUGAAACUAAAGGAUUAACUUUGGAAGAAGUUAACGAAAUGUACGAAGAAGGUGUUUUACCUUGGAAGUCUAGUUCAUGGGUACCACCCUCAAAAAGAACAGCGGAUUAUGAUAUAGAUGCGCUACAACAAGACACUAGACCAUUCUACAAGAAAAUCCUGAAUAGGAAUUAA
Molecule: messenger RNA, 1776 nt
Organism: Naumovozyma castellii
Lineage: Eukaryota; Fungi; Ascomycota; Saccharomycetes; Saccharomycetales; Saccharomycetaceae
Gene: HXT5
Product: hexose transporter HXT5
Exons: 1
Coding region: 1-1776 (591 amino acids)
Source: RefSeq, a predicted model, not a curated record